AUGCGUACGAAGAGCCUUUCAUGGACGAGUUCAGAUUGUCGACACAGCAAGCGCCGUUGCACCCAACGGGUUGCACCCAACGGUGAAGCAAGCAACAAAGCCUACGACUCUGCGAGCCACUGUAUGCCUGGGGGUGAGCCCGCUACCUCCUCCGGCCUCAGGAGGAGUUGGCCAAGCGGGACACGAACACCGCGACUCAGCCAGGAUGACUUGCCAACCCCCACAACGACGUCCAAAGACGACCCGUGCUGCCUUUCUUGGGACCUACACGAGGCCGCUGCCACCCGCGGGGGGGGCGAAGCAGUUCGGCGUUGGUGCUUGGGUGGCGGUGAUCCCGGGUUAGACCAGUGGGGCAAUUCGGCGCUCCACGUCGCCUCACACGAGGGUCAUGUUGACACCGUAAGCGUACUCCUGCGCUACCAAGCACAAAUCGACCAAAGGAACAGGGGCCAGGAGACCCCGCUUCACUUAGCUUGUCGGCAAAGCCACGCGCCGGUGGUCCGCCUGCUACUGGAAAACGGAGCAGACCCGAGGAGCGAAGACGUAUGCGGGAGAACGCCAUUCGAUCUCUGCCGUGACCAAGAACCAGGAAACCAGAUCGCGGACUCGCUUCGUCGAAGCGAGCAGCUCAAGGAGCUUGGGUCGCUCAAACGCCGGGUGCACAUCCAAGUGUGCCACGACAACAUGAGCGGAGUUGACAAGCUGCUGGAGAUCGGCGGGUCGAUUGACGUCAGGGACACCGCGCAACGCACGCUGUUGCAUCGAGCCUGCGAGGAGGCAAGCAUCGCCACGGUGUCCAGGCUUUUGGAGCUCGGAGCCACCGUGAACGCGACUGAGAAACGCAAGCAGACGCCACUCCAUCGUGCUUGCGAGCGGGGCCGCCUGGAAAUAGUCAGGUUAUUGGUCGAGAAGGCAGGAGCUGACAGUCGCGCCCGGGCGAAGGUCAUGCACGAGCCGCUGCAUGUGGCGUGUCUCGGAAACUGGGGGCAGGUGGUGAAGUUCUUGCUCAGCGAAGGGAACGUGGACGUUGAGGCAGCCGACAAGAACGGCAUGAGGAGCCUGCACCUGGCCGUCCAAAGGAACAGGCUGGAGGUCAUACGGGAGUUGCUCAAGCACGGGUGCGACGUCGAGGCCACGAUGCCUGACGGGCUCACGCGACCCCUGCACAUGGCUUGCGCUAGCGGGUACGAGAAGGCCGCAACACUCCUGCUGGACCACCACGCCGACAUCGGCGCAAUAGGUCCCAAAGGGCAUCGUCCCCUACACCUGGCUGCCAAGGAGGAGCGAGCCGUCAUUGUUGAGCUUUUGAUAGGGCGAAAAGCGGAUUUGCAUGCCAAGGAUGACAGGGGGCGAGACGCUCUGCACUACACCGACAGCCGGAGGUGCAAGGAAAGGAUUCGGGAGGCGCAGCGGAGGGAGGAGAGGGCUGCCGAGGCGCAGAGGCAGCUGGCUCUCCAGAAGAAGAGGGACGACGAAAACCGGCGAAGGGAGCAGGAGCUGCUGGACAGGGUCGACCUGCGGGCGAGAGCACGGCGAUAG
Ectocarpus siliculosus is the source of this 1539-nucleotide messenger RNA. NCBI's taxonomy places the organism in Eukaryota, Phaeophyceae, Ectocarpales, Ectocarpaceae. The record is from the annotation of a GenBank genome assembly.